Messenger RNA from Asparagus officinalis (garden asparagus), 1312 nucleotides. Its product is annotated as phospholipase A1-II 5-like. The transcript has 4 exons. The record is from RefSeq and is a predicted model, not a curated record. Lineage: Eukaryota; Viridiplantae; Streptophyta; Magnoliopsida; Asparagales; Asparagaceae. Gene Ontology annotation, molecular function: glycerophospholipid phospholipase A1 activity. Gene Ontology annotation, biological process: lipid metabolic process. The coding region runs from base 62 to 1312 and encodes 416 amino acids.
UGUUAGCAUAAUAUAUCAUAUAAUACUAGAGAGAAAUCUUGCUUAAUCACUAGAUUUAGCAAUGGCGCCUACUUUAGCUGUUGAAACAUCACCCGCUAAGGCCAAAGCAAAGUCCUCCGCCAGGACCGCCACCACGAACAGCAUCAUCGUUAGGGAGCCAGAAUGGGCCGAGCUCCUCGGAUCCAACAAGUGGGCCGGCCUGUUGGACCCGCUGAACUUCUUCCUCCGAAAGUGGCUCCUCCUUUGGGGUGACAUGGCCGAGGUAACCUAUGAUGCCUUCAACAAAGACACAAAUUCCAAAGACUACGGCUCUUGCCUCUACAGCAAGGAAGACCUCCUCACCAAAACCCACUUCCCCUCCCCUUCCGACUACAAAGUGGUCGACUUUCUGUACGCCACUGCAAAGCCGGAGGGACUGCUGUGGCUCGUCAAGCCCGGCGCCAACUUCCAAGGCUACAUCGCUGUCUCCUCUGACGAUUACGCCAAACAAACCGGACGCCGAGAAAUCUAUGUGGCUUGGCGGGGCACCGAAACCUUGUCCGAGGCGAUCAAUGAUCUCAACUUCAAACAGACCUCCGUCAAGCCCUUGUUUUCUGCACCGCCUGAAUUGUCGCCUUUCAUUACGCUGUUCAGCCUGUACUCUUUGACGGAUUGGCUGCCUGACUGGCUCAUAUUCAAGCUCAAACAGCUCGUUAAGCAGUACAAGGACGAAGAGCUGAGCAUAGUCUGCGUGGGACAUAGCUUGGGAGGUGCGCUAGCGGUGCUCAGCGCAUUUGACAUAGUGCUGCAAGGAGUGUCGAAAAAUAGUAAUAACGAUGACUAUUUCCCGGUGACAGCCGUGCUGUUCGCGUGUCCGAGGAUCGGGAACAAGGCAUUCCGCGAGCUACUCGAGAAACAGCCGAAACUCAACGUAAUUCACGUCAUGAACGAGGGGGAUAUCGUGCCAUCGCUGCCGCCUAAGUAUAUACCGUUCUACGGGGAUUACGUGGAUAUCGGGUCGACGUUAGAGCUGGACUGGAAGAAAUCUCCGAAUGUCAUCAAGAACCCCAGCUACCUGCAGCUGCAUAGCCUGCAAUUGAUAUUGCACUUGUUGGCGGGAUGGAACGGGGAAAGAGGAGAGUUUGAGAUGGUUGUGAAAAGGAGCAUCACGCUGCUGAACAAGACGUGCGGGUUUGUGAAGCCAGAGUACGGAGUUCCGGCGAACUGGUCGACGGAGAACGAUAAGGGGAAGGUGAUGAAUGAAGAUGGAGUGGGUAUAUCGUAUGUACUUAAGCUAGCUCCUUUAUGUGUACUAGAAAAAAAUAACGAGUAA